AUGGAGCGCUGGGAGAGCUGUCGAACAGGUGAACAAAGACGAGAGAAUCAUGUAUCUGAUUCUCUUUUCGCCGAGACUGAAGAAGAGCAAUGGAAAAGACUAAAGGCAGAGGCGAUGAUAGACUCAGGUGAAGAAGAAGAUGAUGAUAUUAUGAAUAGUGGCAAUUUGGAAUUACCCAUAGAAUCUAAGAAGCGUCGAGCAAAAAAAGUAACCAAAGCAACCGUUCCGCAGAAAAAUACUCGUGUUCAACAACAAAAGUUAACACAGGCUAUAAGUGCACCAGAUAUGGAAGAUUUAUUAAAAAAAUAUCGGGGUCUUUCUAAUGAUGAUGAAGAGGAAGAAGAAGCGGAAGUUGAUAUAACAAAGUUUUUACAAGAUGACGCAUUAGAAGAUGAAGAAGAUCCAGGGGAUGUUAAUGACGAGAACAUAACCGCUAAUGAGUUUUUAUCUUCUUUAAUGACAGGAAAAAAUAUUUCUACACCUAAAAAUACUGAACAAAAUGAAGAAGCUCCGCUUGUAAGUCUUGAUGAUGAAGUUUUUGAUUACGAGAAGAAAUCUUUUGUUCAAAAAACUACACAGAAAAAGAGUAAAAAUGAAAACCGUAAUGAGACAAAUUAUGUUGUUAAAGAGAAUUUUGUAAAGGAGUUAAAUGUUGUUACUGAACUUCCAGUAGAACCUGUAAAAGUUUCUAGUACUUCUUCUACUGACGUGAUAAAUGGAUGCCCAGAUAAUGCUUUGUUUUAUUGGUUUGAUGCUAAAGAACAACCUCAUACCAUGUCUAUUCCAGGUACUUUAUUUCUUUUUGGAAAACUCUGUGAUGAUGGAGGAAAAAAUAAUCGAUUUCGUUCUUGCUGUAUCAGGGUUCAAAAUUUGUACCGUUGUACAUUUUUACUUCCUAAAGAAGGUGCUUCUGAUGCUGAUGUUGUUCAAGAAAUUAAUUCCGUCUGUCGAAAAUAUGGAAUAGAAGAGCGACGUGUAAAAUUUGUAGAACGGUAUUAUGCCUUUGAAGAACCUGAUAUUCCUCAUGAAAAAACAAGAUGGGCCAAACUUCGUUUUCCAGGAAAAUAUCCACCUUUUCCGACAAAUAUAGAAUUUCAAAAUAUUCAACUUGUAAUGGGAGCUUCAAGUUCAUUACUUGAACUUUUUCUAAUUAAAAAAAAGCUUAAGGGUCCAUCAUACCUUCAGAUUGAAAAUCUUCUCCCAGUGAAUGGUCAUGUUUCACAUUGUGAAGUGGAAUUUGUUGUAAAUUCACCUAAAAAUGUGAAAGUUUAUGAUUCACCAAGACCACCACCACUUUUUACACUAGCGAGCAUUCAACUACAUACUCAAUUAAACAAUAAGGGUGUUACAAAUGAGGUAGUUGCAGCUUCUAUUGCUCUUUACCGUGAUGUUAACAUUGAUGAAAGUACUAAAACGACUAUAUCCGAAUGUUUUACAGGAGUUCGACAAUUAUCUCCAGAAAUGGUAUUACCUUUAAAUUUAGAGUCUUACUGUCAAUCAAAAGGAGUCCCUGGUGUUAAACGGUUUUCAAAUGAGAGAGAACUAUUAAUAUGGUUGGCAGAAACUUUGGGUAAUUUAGAUCCUGAUAUGGUAGUAGGUCAUAAUUUUAUAGGAUAUACCAUGGAUAUUCUUUUAAACCGUUUUCAAGAAUUAAAUAUUCCACGAUGGUCUACAAUUGGACGUCUUGAUAUUAAACGUUUUCCACGUUCUCAAGGUAAUAAUACAAAUUUAGCAAAUGAAAAAGAAGCUUGUGUAGGACGUCUUGUAGUUGAUACAUACCUUCUUUCUAGAGAAUAUUAUAAAAGUUCAAAUUACAAAUUAUUAUCUAUUGCUACUCAAAUGGGAUUAUCUGGUAUUACAGAUGGUAAUGGAUCAUUUGAACCUGGUUCUACCGUAUUAGAUGGACGCCAUAUGAAAUCAUCUGAUGAAUUAUUUAAAGUACUUUUACAACUUUUUAACUGUGCUGUUCUCUCUGUUAAAGUAGCUGCAGCUCUUGAUGUAAUUCCACUUACCAAACGUUUAACAUCAUUAGCAGGAAAUUUAUGGAGUCGUACUCUUUAUGGCGCUCGUUCAGAAAGAAUAGAGUAUCUACUUCUUCAUACAUUUCAUAAUUUGAAAUUUGUAACCCCAGACAAAAAACGUUUUGAUUCUAAAAGGAGUAGAGAUGAUCCUGAGGAUGAUAAUAAAAGAAAAACUAAAUAUCAAGGUGGUAUGGUUCUUGAACCUAAAACUGGUCUUUAUUCGGAUUAUAUUCUUCUUCUGGAUUUUAACUCACUUUAUCCUUCUCUUAUUCAAGAAUUUAAUAUUUGUUACACUACUGUUGAACGUGAUAAAAAUACUGUAACAGCAGAAGUUCCUCCUCCAGAAAAUCUUAUUUGUCGAUCUUGUGCACUCGAAGGUUUACCUUCACCAUGUUUGCACAGAUGUAUUUUACCAAAAGUUAUUCGAGGACUUGUUGACAGUAGAAGAGAAAUAAAACGAAUAAUGAAGACAGAAAAAGACUCUAAAAAUCUUGCAAUGCUGGAAAUUAGACAAAAGGCUCUUAAAUUAACGGCUAAUAGUAUGUACGGUUGUUUAGGAUUUGAAUAUUCACGUUUUUAUGCACAACCUCUUGCAGAACUUGUUACACGUCAAGGACGUCUCGCUUUACAAAAUACAGUUGAAUUAAUUCCACAAAUAUCACCUUCUUUAAGAGUUAUUUAUGGAGAUACUGAUUCAGUUAUGAUUCAAACUGGGAUAAAAGAUGAUAUCAAAAAAGUACGUGAACUUGGAUUUGAUAUAAAGAAUAAAGUUAAUCAACGAUAUCAAAGUUUGGAGUUAGAUAUUGAUGGCGUUUUUAGGGCUAUGCUUCUUCUUAAAAAGAAAAAAUAUGCAGCAUUAACUGUUUCAGAUUGGCAAGGUUCUGGUAAAGAUUAUAAGAUGGAAGUUAAAGGAUUGGAUAUGGUACGUAGGGAUUGGUGUCCUCUUUCACAAAAAAUAUCAGAUGCAGUACUUAAGAGAGUUUUAAAUGCUGAAGGUGGUGAAGAUAUAUUGGAUUAUAUUAUGACCUAUAUAAAAGGUGUUGCCGAUCAUGUUCGUCUUGGAGAUCGUUACUUACUUGAAGAUUUUGUUAUUUCAAAAAGUUUAACAAAAGAACCAGAAUCUUAUCGUGGAACAUCUUUUCCCCAUGCAACUGUUGCUCUUCGAAUGAAACAAAGAAAAGAAAAUGUUCGUGUUGGAGACCUUAUUCCUUAUGUUAUCUGUGAAGGAGAAGGUGUUAAUGUUAAUGAAAAAGCUUAUCAUGUGGAUGAAGUACGACGAACUGGUGGACUUCGUAUUGAUGCUGAAUGGUAUUUAACCUCACAACUGUAUCCACCUGUAAUGCGAUUGUGUGAACAUAUUCAAGGGUUUACACCAGAACAGUUAAGUGAAGCUAUGGGUAUUGCAUGUCAUACACGAACUGAACGUAAUAAUGUGGAAACUUUUACAGUUGAUGAUUUCUCACAUUGUUCUCUUUUUAAAAGCCGUGAAUUAUCAGAGUGUUUUCCUACCGCAUUGCCAUUACAAGUUGUCUGUACACGUUGUCGUCAGGUAGUUCCAAUAGAUCCACAUAAAUAUAUUAAUGACUUGGUGAAUGAUCCUCAAAAACCACUUCCUACAGGUCUUUUUGAGAUCUAUGUUUGUAUAAACUGUGGUUACUCACUUCCUGUAACGUAUUUGGCUAAUUGUUUAACACAAAUGUGCCAUAAAAUAAUUCAACAAUUUUACCGCACAGGAGGUACAGCCGCAGCGGUGCGUUCCGUGCGAGCUCAAUUUACUUAUUUUCGGGCUUUAUUUGAUAUUCCUCAUGCCCCUGGAUGUUCUCCUCUCGUUAAGGAUGCACAUUAUAAUCUUGCUUUACGCUGCCUGGGAACGGACAGAAAGCUCUAUACAUUAGCAGAUGCCAAGAGAUUUCCUGAUGUUGAUCCUGUAGAUCCUUUGCUUCUCUGUGCAGAGAGUUUUUACAAGCGAGUAGAUCAUUUAUUUAUUAAUAUGGACAUGAUUUUUCCUUCCAAGUUAAGCUAA
Molecule: messenger RNA, 4044 nt
Organism: Trypanosoma theileri
Lineage: Eukaryota; Euglenozoa; Kinetoplastea; Trypanosomatida; Trypanosomatidae
Product: DNA polymerase I alpha catalytic subunit
Exons: 1
Coding region: 1-4044 (1347 amino acids)
Biological process (GO): lagging strand elongation; leading strand elongation; mitotic DNA replication initiation
Cellular component (GO): alpha DNA polymerase:primase complex
Molecular function (GO): purine nucleotide binding; single-stranded DNA binding; pyrimidine nucleotide binding
Source: RefSeq, a predicted model, not a curated record